Molecule: messenger RNA, 6527 nt
Organism: Closterium sp. NIES-67
Lineage: Eukaryota; Viridiplantae; Streptophyta; Zygnematophyceae; Desmidiales; Closteriaceae
Source: the annotation of a GenBank genome assembly
ACAACACGAUCUGGGGCUGCAGCGUCUGGCCCAGGCACCGUUGGAGGGGUGUGCUGCUGUUCUGUGCCGCUUUCCCUUCCCUCUCACCACCAAACACAGAGCGACUGGAUCUAGAUUUUCGGAUAAGGAAUGGAAUACUUGUUUGGAUCUCCAUCGCCACGAACUUAGGAACUUUAGCGAAGCGCAGUUUGCAUAUUAGGGCUAGGGUGGCGGGGUAAUUUGGGCUUUGUGCCCGAAACCCCUUAGCCAUCAGCGAAUAUCCAGUAUGGAGGGCAAAAAUAGGCCGAUUAAUUUCCUACACGUUCCCGCCUUUGCGAGACCGUUGUAGCUCGUUGCUAGUCUCCACUACAGCUUCUGUGCGCGUAUGCGUUUCCAGCGUCUGGUCCCCCGCGACCGCCGCGACCUUGGCUGCAGCCUCUCCUCGGCUUUCCUCCGCUUAAUCAGCUCGCGACUUAUAUUCACUUAAAGCCAGGGACCCAAGUUUCUAGAACCUGGGGCAAGUGUUUUACUGUUGGUUGGAAAAAACCAGGUUUUGUGUCGCGAGGGUGCGUGGAUUGCAACACUCGCAGGCGAUUUCACUGGUGCCUACAGCUCGCCGGCCAAUCAGUAGUUUUAGUCCCAACCAACUGUUUACAGUUGGUAAACUUGGGUCCCAACCAACUGUUUUACAGUUGGUAAACUUGGGUCCACCUCUGGAGGCAACAUGCCGGGCGGGUCGAGUAUGGCAGGAGCCGACGCGCCUGGUGGUGGAAAGGAGUAUCCACGGACCGCGUCGGCGUAUCGCCUUUUAGAGGAGAUCGGUCAUGGCAUCAGCGCGGUGGUCUUUAAAGCCAUGUGCAUUCCGUUCAAGGAGAUCGUGGCAAUUAAGCGGCUUGAUCUGGAGCAAUGCAAUAGUAGCCUCGAGGACAUCCGGCGCGAGGCGCAGACGAUGACGAUGAUCGCGCACCCGAACCUGGUGCGCGCGUACUGCUCGUUCGUGGACGAGCAGUACCUGUGGGUCGUCAUGCCGUUUAUGGACGGCGGCUCGUGCCUCCACAUCAUGAAGUCGUGCCACAUGGACGGCCUGGAUGAGCCGAUCAUUGCGACGGUGUUGCGCGAAACGCUCAAGGGGCUGGAUUACCUGCACCGGAACGGGCACAUUCACCGCGAUGUGAAGGCGGGCAACAUAUUGAUCGACGCGGUGGGCAACGUGCGCUUGGCGGACUUCGGCGUGUCGGCGUGCAUGUUCGACACUGGCGACCGCCUCAUGUCGCGCAAGACAUUCGUCGGCACGCCUUGCUGGAUGGCACCGGAGGUGCUGGAGCAGCUGCACGGCUACGACUACAAGGCGGAUAUCUGGUCGUUGGGCAUCACGGCGCUGGAGCUAGCGCAUGGCCACGCGCCCUUCUCCAAGUACCCGCCCAUGAAGGUGCUGCUGAUGACGCUGCAGGGAGCGCCGCCGGGCCUUGACCUAGAGCGCGACCGACGCUUCUCCAAGGCGUUCAAGGAGAUCAUCGCCAUGUGUUUGGUGAAGGAGCCGUCCAAGCGCCCCACAGCAGAGAAGCUGAUGAAGCACGCCUUUUUCAAGCAGGCGCGCGACGCCGACUACGUGUACCACCACCUGCUGGCCGGGCUGCCCACGCUCGGCGAGCGCGUGCAGAUGCUCAAGGAGAAGGAGCUGGCGCGGCUGGCAGCGAACAAAGAUCCGAUGAACGUGCAGGAGGAGAGGUCGCAGAGCCAAUACCGGCUUGGCGUCAGCGGGUGGAGUUUCAACGUCCAGGAGCUCAAACACGAAGCAUCCACGAUCUGGGAGACGGAGCAGCCGCCCACGAUUCCCGAGGAUGAGCCGCUGCUGCUCCCAGGGGGCUCUGCGGGCCCGUCCUCGCGCAGGGGGAGCGGCAACGCGGAGGACGGGGGGAAGCCGGCGGCAGGGGCAGGCACCGGGGCAGGGGGAGGGGCAAAGGCAGUUCCCCAGGCACAGGCGCAGGCGCAGGCGCAGGGUCAGAUGCAGAGCCAGGGGCAGAGGGCGGGGACUGGGAGGCAAGAGGGGGUGAGGGAGAAGAAGGAUCUGGCUGACCAGCAGCAUUGGAAUGAGGCUCGGCGUGAGGAUCGGCGCGAGGAUCGUGAUCGGCAGGUGCGGCAGCAAGUGGCACAGCAGCAGAGGCAGGAGAAGAAACUGGUAGAGGGUGAGAGAGAGGGGGGGGUGGUCAAGCUCACAGGGAGGGGAGCGGAGGAGAAACAGGCAGGAAGGGUUAGAGAAGGGGAGGCAGUUAAGGAGAAAAGAGUGGAGAAAAGGGUAGAGGAGGAGAAGGUUAAGGAAGGUACGGUAGUGCAUGGCAGUAAACAGGAGGGAGGUGGAGGAGAGGCGGGAAAGAGAGAAGGGCUUGAGAGUGCGGGUGAAGUACUGGAGCAUUCGCAGCAGCAGCAGCAGCAGCAGCAGCAUUCAGUGGUGCAGGCUACGGAGACAAAGCAGCAUAGGCAGCAGCAGGUGGAGCAGAGAGACAAGAGAGUGAGUGAUGAUAAGGAAGAGGUGGGAUCGGUUAUGCAGGGGAGAGUGGAUGACGCGAAGUUAGGGCGUGGGAGUGGUGAGGGAGAGGCAGGGCAGCAGACUCACGCAGAGAGGGAGAAAGGUGAUGGUAUGGGCGCAGGAGUCAGGAGGGAGAAGGAGGAGAGGGUUGACCCUGAGAUAACCAAGCAGCAGGAGCAGCAGUUUCGGGGGGGGCGGGAUAAAGUGGGUGCGGUAGUGGUUAUGGAGGGGAAGGGGGGCGAGGAGGAGUGGAGGGCAGGGGAUGAGAGCGACGGCAAGCCGCAGCAGCAUGGCGAAGCCGCGUUGGCAGCUGGGGCUCAGAGUGCAGGCAGCUUUGCUCCCUUGGCCCUACGGGACAGGGCAGCGGAACAGUUGCAGCCACAGGCACAUCAGCAGCAGCAGCAGCAGCAGCAGUUGCAGCGGAAGAAGCAGGACCUGGGGGUGAUGCUGAUGCUGGCUAUGCUCAUGGACCGAGAGCCUGGCAGGGAUGCAGCCGUGCGGCUGGGUGAAGCAGACGAGGCGGCGCAGGCAAGAGCAAUGGCACAGGCGGGCGAGCCUAGAGGCAAUAUCGAGGCGGCUAGUACAGGGGAUGGGCGCGACCGGGAGGGGUCUGCUGGUGCAGGGGGGCUGGAUCAGCAGCUAGGGCAGAGGCAGGGUGUGGGGCAGGAAGGGGGGGGACUGGGUGGAGAGGGUAUGGAUGAGUUUUACGCCGCACAGGGGGAUGAGCUGUGGGCGUGGCAGCAGCAGCAGCAGCAGUGGGAGUGGCAGCAGCAGGAGUGGCAUUGGCAGCAGCAGCAGCAGCAGCUGGCGCUGCAGGACCCAGCAGCAGCGGCGGCAGUCGCAGCAGCAGCAGCAGCGGCGGCAGCGGGUGUGAGGGGUGUGGAAGGGGCGUGGUGGGAUGGGGGGGGUGGUGCGCCGGCACAUGCAGGGUCGAGCUGGUUGGUGUGGCAGGCGCUGCAGGCAGGGCAGCAUGUGGGGGGGGUGCCAGCGUCAGUGUCAGCAGCACGGGUGGAGGGAGCAGAAGCGAUGCUGGUAGAGCAGUGGAAGCACGCUCAGGCUGUGGCUAUUGCGGCUGCUGCAACGUCUGACGGCCAUGGGGGGAUUGCCCCUCCUCGCACCGGAGCUGCCGCUAGUGCUGCUGCUGUUGCUGCUGGGGUUGCUGGUGCUGCGCCUCUUCCUGUGUCCGCUCCUGCUGCUGUUGCUGCUGCGGCUGCUGCUGCUUCCACUGGGGCGUUGGUUCCUGCUGCCUCUGGUCCAGUGUCUUCUACCGAGGCAGUGCCUAGCACGCAAGAGAGCGGGGUGGAGCUUGAGCCCUCACUUUCCUGCGAGGAACCGCCAUCGCCACACGACACAUCACGCCUCGACUACCAUCCUGGCAGGUGGAACGCGUCGAUGCCGCUGAACCGGUAUGGCGAGCCCAUGAUGGACCCAACCACGUCGCUGCUGCUCGCCUCGUCCCUGCACCCGCACGCCUCGCACGCCACGCGCUCUGCACUCCUGCACUCCCUGCACGCGCUGCCGCACCAAGACAAGGCGGCGCCGCGGCACUCGCUGGAGGACGCAGGGUCGCAGGGGCACAUGGAGGCACGCUACUCCAGCUCCACCUACGACCUCGACUCCACUGAGGGCGGGUCUCUUCCCCCCACCCCCCUCGCCCUGCACGACGGGCAUGUGGCGGUGGAGACGCCCCUGGCAGGCAUCAUGCUGCACCUCGGCUCGCUGCUGCGCCAGGCCACGGAACAGCAGGAGGUGAUCUAUAGUCUGCUGCACUUCCUCUCCCCCGGCUACGGUGACGCAGGCGGUGAUGUGCCAGAGUCUGUUCCAGAGGUGUCAGAGGUGACUGCGCCGGACGCUGCUGAUGCUGGAAGGGAGGGGGAGAGCGGUGGAGUGGGGGGAGGGGAGGAGCAGCAGGGGGCGGAGGAGGGUGCUGAUGGGAGCCGGGAGCGCUGGGUGCGUUCUCAAGAGACUAGUGCUGGUACUGCCAGCGCUGCUGGUACUGCUGGUACUGCCGCUAAUGCUGCUCACACGGCCAACGGGGCUACUGAUGGCGCGUCUGCUGCUCCUGCUGAUGCUGCUGCUUCUGGCGCCUCUUCGGCUGCUGCUGCUGCACCUGUGUCUGGCGCUGCUGCUGCUGCUCCUACGCUGGCUAAUUCACAGGGGAAAGCAGAGAGCAGGGAGGGAGAAGGGCGGAGGUACGGUGCUGGAGAUGGUUCAGCAGGUGGGGGGAGUGAGUCCAGCAAGGGCAGGGGGGAGGGGGAGAGGAGGGAGUCGAGUUCCAGUGAGGAUGGGAUGGGGACGGCUGGUGGUGCUACAGGAGUGGUGAGAGUGGUUACUGGGGAGGCAGGGAAAGUGGGAGGAGAGAGGAAAGGGGAGAGUGGGAAGGGGGUGGAUGGCAGAGUGGCUGAUAGGAGCAAGGAGAAGGAGGAGAAGGGAGAGGAGGGGGGGAGUGAGAGGGGGUUUGAGGAGGAGGGUGAGGGGAAGGCAGCGGAUGGGGAUGCGGAGAAUGAGACGGAAGAUGGGCGAUUCGUGGCUGCUGCGUCGUCCAGGGAUAGCCUCGCCUCGUAUGAGGACUCAAUUGCGGAGGUGGCAGUGGACAGGGAGAAGGAUCUUAGUCAGCAGGUGGUGGAGCUAGACUCCAGGAUCGUCUUCCUGCAGGAUGAGCUCGCUGCUCUCAGGAACCAGAACGCCCAGCUGGAACGGCAGCUGAACGCGCUGUACAACGAGGAGGAGGGCGACGAGGGCGACAACAUGAGUGACGACGAUAACUCGCGCAACGGGGAUGACGACGACUCGCACAUGGACCCCUGAUCUCCACCUCCAGCCUUCUACAAAACAGGGAUCAGGCGGCUGAUGCUGCUGCUGCUGCUGCUGCUGCUGCUGCUGUCUCUUGCCCUGUCUCUACCUACACCUCUCUUCCUCCCUCGUCUCGCCUCCGCCUUCGCCCUUAUGGGCUUGCCUGCUUUGCCAUGUAGUGGCAAAGCGGGGCCUCACAGCGCGAGUUUGUCAGCGAUAAAAUCUAGUCAGAGUAGUUUGAUUAGCCAGUGGACAUCACGUGUUGCAGCAGUGGGGAUUUGGCUUGGUUCGCUCCAAAAGGGCCCUGAGUUGUCAAGCGAGCUGCCUAGAGGUGGUGGUACCGGAUUUGGGAACUGUCAAGCCACUGGAUGGUGUUGGUGGUGUGAAGAAGAGAAAGGAAGAACAGCCAUUGCCCAAGAUGGCUACAGUGGCCGCGUUGCUACAGAAGCUGAUUUGAGAUGGCGAAUGACCCCAAGAAUCUGCAUCUCUCCUGGUCAUGGGGUCAUGCGUCAUGGGUCAUGGGGUCAUUUGUCAUGGGUCAUGGGGUCAUGGGGUCAUGCGUCAUGGUUCAUGGCAGUCGCUCACAUCAUCUGUGGCCUGGGAUGGCCUCAUCUCCUCUCUUGCUGUGUGCUGCAAGUGACUGCAUGGCUGCUGGUUGAGGCCAGCUCAUGCCAUUGUGACUCCUGUCCUCUGCUCUUGGUGCUGCAAAAUGCCAUGUCAUGCCAUGCCAUGUGCGCAAGGGUUGAUGUGAUGACGCGUGCCAGUGGUGACCGGUUCUGUAUGUUUGCUUGAAGUGGAGCCGCGUACUUGGAGCCAGGAGUAGCUUGGCAUGGCACAGCAGUAGGCUAUGAUGGUAAUUGUGGCAUUGAGCGGUCUAGGAUGUGCGAGUAAGCUGUGCUUUGGGUUGCUGCCACGAAAAGGCGGCAGCGUUUUAUGACGCGUCCUAGGAUAUACCCAUAGGAGUACGGUACAUGCUCUAGGGAUUGGUAACAGGGUUUCUGCACUGCAAUGCAGUAGUGUUUUCCUAGCUGCUGCAUUUUUCCCACAGAUUUGAGCUACCUAAGGCUUACCAUUAUAGCAUUUCUGGUGGGGUAACAUGUGUCGACAGCAGGCCCCCAGAAGUCAGGAAAAUUUUCCUGAUUCAGGAAAAAAACAGGGUGUUGAGGGGUACCAGAUCUGAUUUGCUAGGGUUUUGUUUUUGGCAUAUCCUGAAAUUUCAGGGUUUUUU